Messenger RNA from Coregonus sp. 'balchen', 16535 nucleotides. The record is from the annotation of a GenBank genome assembly. Lineage: Eukaryota; Metazoa; Chordata; Actinopteri; Salmoniformes; Salmonidae.
CUCAGGCGAGACAACUGCCCUGGCAUUAAUGUCAGUCAGUUGCAGACUCACUAAUUUACAGUGGCAGGACCAGCUACACGUCACAAAAUAGUGACUAUAAAAUAUUUCUGAGCAUUGCUUCAAAAAUUAAAACACUGAGGCAAUCAUGGAAAUAACCAAUUAGGCUACGAAAUUCUAAUUUCAUGUUGAUUAUAAAAUCCCUAAGAGCCUGAGACCGACCGCCCUCAACAUCCGCAGCUAUCAAUUCAAUGCUUUGGUGCGGGCUGGACACAGUGCCUGAGACGUUUACUCUGGAACAUGUGAAGAUUUGGAAAGUAGAGAGAGCCUCCAACAAAUUCUGAAGGUAAGUAUAUUUUUUACAUAUUUUCCAGGAGGCUGUCCAUUGUAGCUGCAAAUGUUUUUGCUUUACAGACUAUAAGAGCAUAUAUGUUUUACAAGCUACAGAUUGUGACAUCUAUGUUACUGUGAUUGUCUCAUUAUUUCAAAUCAUAGACGCGCAUGUCUAUCGGUAGCAUAUGCAUGCCCAGCGAAAUAGAAUUCCGUGUCCUUUUAAGAAAAUAAAAAUCAAUAGCCUAUAAACUAAACAAUAUCAAUUAGACAAAAUAAAUACAGUUGGUCAUAUGAGCACAUUUUGGGCACUAAUGCAUGCGCCGUCUCCAAGUAACCCCACCCAAACAGGUUGAGUGAGAAACACGCCUUGUUUGGAAAUUUUGGAGGGCAUGAAUUUAAGUAAAACAAAUCAAAAUUUGUGUGUGCUCGUGUGUGCCUGCGUUCGUGCGGUCGUGGUUAUUGCAACAAGUUGGCUUUCUAAGAACAAAGGAUGGAAGUGAAAUUAAAUUAGGAAUAUCCUUGACUGUUGUGCCUUCAUAAUUACAUACUGUAUGUGACUGUUUUGUAUGUCACUCAAAUGUAACAUUAAAGGCUUCACGUCAAAGGCUAUCAGUAAGUAAGCAACUUGAGGUGUUUCCAGGUCUGUUCUAUUUGUGCAUAUUGUGUUGCUGGUUUUAAUGGUUCUGUUCAGGAGUCCCAGCCCUCCGACAUGUCUUUGCCCUAGAACAUGCUGCCCCUGCCAGGCAGCUGUUGAGUGGUAUGUGUUGUGACUGCUACUUUAGUCCAAAACCCUUCUGCAAUCAUGCCAAGACGCCUAACUAACUGCUUUUUUUGGGUAGCGGAAGGAAAGGGGGCCAGGGGUUAAUGUUACCUAUUGAUUAUUUUGAGUAGCUGGAUGGUAUAUAAACUGGCAGUUGGGGGGGUUAAGUAAUUAACCACAGGAGGACCAAAACAUGUCAUACCUGCUCUGUCAGUGUUAUGGAUAUCAGUACAGUGGGGGGGAGAUGAUUGGCGACAAAAUCUAGAUCAUAAAAUGGGAUCAUAUUUUUGUAUGUGUUGGAGUGGGUGCAGUAUGUCCACCCAGUCCUACUGGCACCAUGGUCGGUAGGAGAGUGUAUUUGUUUGGGGUAUCAUAGUGAUGGGACAGUGUGUUGAGAAGUGUUGUUGACGGUUCUCUCCCCCUCUCUCGUGCUCUCUCUCAAAACAGUAUGGCAUGGAUCCAAGCUUGGAAAACUAUUUCUGGAUCCAGCUAUGGGAAAAUAAGCAAGUCCAUAAUCACUCACCAAUAGACAGCUUUAUGAAAAACAAAACCGUUGACUCUGAGAUUUAUGUAAUCAGUCAGAGUAAAAGUAAAGAAUCCUUUCCAUCAAAUACUCUACCUACCAUAUGUCAUAUUAGACUUUUCACUGUGGUCCAUACAUUAGUUGAGGUUGGCCUACACACAGUAUGUUGUUGAUAUGUAUAACAGAACUGUUUUAGUUUGAUCAAAGUCAAAUUUCCAAGCAGUUAUCUGUUUUAAAAAAGUUCAAUGACAUUACCGACGCCUAAUGAUGUAAGUUCAAAGUUUACUUCCCUCUAAAACCCUAGGCCUUUGUGUAGGUGUAGGCUAACAAUGGCUUAUUUUUAACCUGUGGCUGUUGGGAGAGGGGGGUGGAAGUGCCAGGACAACAGAGGAAGAGAGGCCUCCUCAUACUUCAUCCUUCCUGGGAUUCGUAGAGGCUCUCCGCAGCCCCUUUGUAAUACAAAUAAACAGGCUUCUCCUCAGUGAGUUACAGUCAGUGAGCUAUGACAGCCUGACCUACAGUAAGCAAAAGAGAGGGGGAAAUGAUGUGUAGAGGUCAUCUCUAAGCUCAACUACCACCAUCAUGUGGCAAGAAACAACAAAUUGGCACCAGAGAGCCACCUUUAGAAUAUGCCCCUAAAGCAGGGUUUGUUUUUUGUUUUUGCCCUAGCACUACACAGCUGAUUCAAAUAACCAACUCAUCAUUAAGCUUUGAUUAUUUGAAAUAGCUGUGUACUGCUAGGGCAAAACCAAAACGUGCACCCGGGGGGUACAGAAAGAUGCAUUGCUCUCAGGGGUCAUGGGUCUUCAGAAAGGAGCUUGGAAAUCCAAAUAAUUUUCAUAAAACAUGGACUGCAUGAUUAGCAUCUCUUCCAGUCAAAUGGGUUAAAGAUGCUUCUAACGCGUGGGUGGAGAUUUUAAAGUAAACAAAAAAAAAUAAAGGAAACAGCAAACCACCCCGGGACAUGUUGGUGCUGGUUGGUCAAUGCUUACUUACAGAUCCUUUUCCAACAAUGCAGAGUUAAAGAUAAAGAUAAAAUAGGAAUAGUGACUGUGUGUGUGGCGUCAGUAUGCAUGUGUGCGUAUGUUAUGUGUGUGUGUUGGGGUGUCAGUGUAAGUAUGUGUGAGUGUGUGGGUAGAGUCCAGUGUGUGUGCAUAGUCAGUGCAAAUAAAGGGUCAAUGCAGAUGGUCCGGGUAGCCAUUUGAUUAGCUAUUUAGCAGCCUUGUUUAGCAGUCUUAUGGCUUGGGGGUAGAAGCUGUUCAGGGUCCUGUUGGUUCCAGACUUGGUGCACCACUUGCCGUGCUGUAGCAGAGAGAACAAUCUAUGGCUUGGGUGACUGGAGUCUUUGACAAUUUCUUUGGCCUUCCUCUGACACCGCCUGGUAUAUACGUCCUGGAUGGCAGGAAGCUUGGCCCCAGUGGUGUACUGGGCCUUACCACCCUCUGUAGCGCCUUGCGGUCGGGUGCCUUGCAGUUGCCAUACCAAGCUGUGAUGCAGCCAGUCAAGAUGCUCUCAAAUGGUGCAGCUUUAGAACUUUGAGGAUCUGAAGACCCAUGCCAAAUCUUUGCAGCCUCCUGAGGGAGAAGCGCUGUUGUGCCCUCUUCACCACUGUGUAGGUGUGUUAAUUCCUUAGUGAUGUGGACACAGAGGAACUUGAAGCCUUCAACCCACUCCACUACAGCCCCAUCGUUUCCUGUUGUCCACAAUCAGCUCCUUUGUCUUGCUGAUGUCGUCAGCAAACCUGAUGAUGGUGUUGGAGUCGUGCACUGCCACACAAUCAUGGGUGAACACGGAGUACAGGAGGGGACUAAUCACACACCCCUGAGGGGUCCCAUGUUAAUGGUCAGCAUGGCGGAUAUGUUGUUGCCUACACUCACCGCCUGGGGGCGGCCCGUCAGGAAGUCCAGGAUCCAGUAGCAGGAAUAUGUUCAGUCCCAGGGUCCUGAGCUUGGAGGGAACUAUGGUGUUGAAUGCUGAGCAGCAGUCAAGGAACAGGAUUCUUACAUAGGUAUUCCUUUUGUCCAGGUGGGUGAGGGCAGUGUGGAGUGCAAUAGAGAUUGCGUAAUCUGUGGAUCUGUUGGGGCGGUAUGCAAAUUCGAGUGGGUCCAGGGUGUCUGGGAUGAUGGUGUUGAUGUGAGCCAUGACCAGCCAUUCAAAGCAUUUCAUGGCUAUAGAUGUGAGUGCUACGGGACGAUAGUCAUUUAGGCAGGUUACCUUGGUGUUCUUGGGCACAGGGACUAUGGUGGUCUGCUUGAAACAAGUUGGUAUUAUUCAAGAUGUUCAAUAUGGUUCAAGACACACUGUAGUCACAUCUGUAUUUUUCCAGUGGCAGGACUCUUUGGUAGAAAAUGAUGUAAGGGUGAACUUAAAAAAGGUUUGUCCGAACCUACCCAUACACUGUAAUGGCACAUGGAUAAAGAGGUUAGCAAAGAGUGCUUCAGUGCUACAUGUAACCCAAGAGGAUAAUCAAAACAAGUUAAAGUACUUUGAUUUGAUGGUCCUAUAUCAAAGCUUAGAAUAACUGAGUCAACCUUAAAAGACUUGGACUGGAAUGACAACUUCAUGAAUUUCCUUGGGUGGUUAUGAUGAGCCUCCUGAGUGGUUUUCAAGGGACCGUUUCUAGCAGUAAUUACAGUUUUAUAUAGUCAUACCUUGAAACUGUUUGUCCUGGUCUGCAAACCAGUGAAUAAAUACAUCUAAAUAGUGUAAAUCUUUUAUUUUUGCUUAAACUACCGGUAGUUAUUAUAAGUACCAAUUAGAUCUUGAAUUAUUUUAAUUACCUGGGAUGCUGGUAGACCAAUGUAUCACGGCUCAGGAGAAGACCCAGAUGCAGACAGUUUCGAAGUAACAAAAGUUUAUUACAAAAACAGGGGGGCAGGCAAAUGACAGGUCAAUGGCAGACAGACAUCAGUAAUCCAGAACAGAGUCCAAAAGGUACAGAACGGCAGGCAGGCUCAGGGCAGGCAGAAUGGUCAAAACCGGGAAAACUGGAAAUCAGGAACUAGGGAAAAACAGGAAUACGGGAAAACCACUGGUAGGCUUGACAAGACGAACUGGCAACAGACAAACAGAGAACAUAGGUAUAAAUACCCUGGGGAUAAUGGGGAAGAUGGGCGACACCUGGAAGGGGGUGGAGACAAACACAAAGACAGGUGAAACAGAUCGGGGUGUGACACAAUGAUAUGAAUUCCUUAAAGCUAGAAUCCUUAAUUGAAACAAUAAGAAAGCCGUCACCUCAAAUUCAUAGACAUACUGACCAUCCAUGAGAUAAAAAUGAGAUAAGGGAUUUUAGAAACACUUAAAAUUAGGGCUGUGUUUCAUGUAGGCUUACCCUGGCGUGACGUUUUGAUAACCAUGUAAAUCUCUCUCGGACAAAGUGUCUUUUAUCAAUAUAUUUGGCUCUAUUUACUCUCAGAUUUGAAAACGCUAAUGAGAGUCAAAGUACACAUCAUGCAAGACUACAAAUCCCUGCAAACUCCUGCAUGUCAUCUCUAGCUGACACCUUUGCUAACAGGUAUUGUGUCAAUUUAAAACUUGGACAAGACAGUUCACACAAUUGUCGAUUUUAAAGAAAUGUUGCCAAUUUAUUAAUUACUAAAUGUAGCUAACAUUCGAUAGUUAAUCCAGAGAUUCUUACCUUUUCCAGAUUAUCAUGGCAUUUGUAAUUCUUUAUGAUAGCGACAUUAGCAGCUAAUUAGCAUUACAUUUUUUGCGGGGGUAAAUACAGAUUAAUAUAUUGAUAAAAGUCACAUUGUCUUAGAGAGACUUACACGGUUAUCAAAACGUCACGCCAGGGUAAGCCUACACGAAACACGGCCCUUAUUUGAAGUGUUUCUAAAAUUCCCUAUGGGAAAAAUGAAUGGUGGAAAAACGAUUGGAAUCAUUUCCUUGUUUGACCGCUAGGUUUUAUGGGUAUUAUGACUCAUACUGUGGUACUCUAUUGGUGGUCACUGAGCCUAUAUUUGGUCAGGUUCUAGCUCUGUUUUGUAUCUCUGACAGAGUAGAGAUAUUCUGUCAAUUUGUAAUCUCUUUUUAGGGCCAAAUAGCAAUUUAGUUUAUUCUUUGUUUUUGUUUCAUUUUCCCAAUAUGUCAAAUAGGAGGUUUUAAUUUCUGUAACAAUCGGAUUGAUUUCCCUGUGUGCAUCUCUCUCUCUCUUUCGCUCUCUCUCUAGGGCUCGUGUGCAGGUGUGUCAUAUUAUAUGACACCUACCAUUUCUAUAUAGUGAAUCAAGUCUGAUGAAUUGAUAUCAUCAAGAUGUAAUAUCCUGCUCAUUACUACUCAGUUCAGGAUAACAACCAGACUGUUAUUACAGUUCUCUUUUCAGAUUGUUUUCCUUGGCAUAGGAGGCAAAUAGCAGUUUUACAGCCUGAAAGGGAAUGGGUGUUUGAUUGUGAAAGGGUGUUGUAUAGUGUUGAAUGAGAACACUACUGAGCGCUUGUGACACCAGUGUCCGCCCUGGGACUUUGGUCAGGUGACAAGCCAUUGAAGAGAUAUAGGACCCUAUAUAUAGACCACACCAGCACACUGGCUGAUGGAGAAUGGUGGUGUGGUAUUUCCAGCCUUAUCCAUAGAAUAUUUGGUUUUACCUUCCAACAUAAAUUGAUGUCAAAUUGAUACAUUUAUGAGGUAAAACUAUAGACAUUGACAAUGUUUAGCAGUUAUCAAACUAUAUACGUUAACUAGGCACUACAUAAUUUUGGUUAAUCAGUUUUGAGCAGUUUGAUUAAGUGAUAGUUAAUUGUAUUGUUAACAAAUGACCAAAAAAAUCAUAUCAUUACUACUACUCAGUGUGUUUGUUUUCCUUGGCAUAGGAGGCAAAUAGUCGUUUUACAGACUGAAAGGGAAUGGGAACGUUGUUUGUUUUUGAUUGUGAAAGGGUGUUGGAUGAGAACACUACUGAACACGUGUGACACCUGUGUACCUCCUGGGACUUUGAUCAGGUGACAAGCCAUUGAAGAGAGAGGACCCUAUAUAUAGACUAAACCAGUGUAUUGAGUUUCUGGGUCAACCGUGUGCCUCUGUGGAUUGUCCUGCCAUAGGGGUCAGCCAUGGGGCUCGUGUUCUGCCUCUGUACCAGGUCUUACCCUCUAUCUCUCUGUAUUCCUCUUUCUCUCUUUUAUCUCUCUAUCCCACACUCAGGGUCACAGACAAAAGGUCAAAGACAAUUUACAAGAGAUCUAGAGCAAAGCCGCAGUAAGAUGCUGUGGUUUCCUCCUUAGAUUGUGAUACACACCCAUCUCUGUGUGACCAUUGACAGUUAUGACAUUUCCAAAGAACCCGGGGUUAGGAGGGAGAGCGAGAGUGAGAGAGAGGUGAGAUUGGGGAAGUGUGUUUGACUCAUCCUCCCUUACUAACCAUCUUCCCCCAAAGCUCCAAAGCAUUCCAUAUUCUAUCCCCUCUCUCUUUUCCUCCAGUCUUUCUCUCCCUUUGCUAAUGUUUUACACUCAUAAUUUUUUCAUAACUCACUAAACAUAUGUUUUCAUAUGUCUCGUACUACUCAGAGAUCAAUACUUAUAUGCUCCUGUUCCAGCUGGAAUUUGACUGUGCUUUAUAAUUCAAAAGGUUUCUCUUGCUGGGUUAGUGAAUUCACAUUUUGUAGGAAGUGUGGAGUUCAUGAGGGACAAGCUUUGUAUACUUUUACAGCACAUUUCAGCGAUCAUCAAAUAAACAUCCUCGUCUUUCUUGGUAUUGUAAAUAUGCAUGUUACCUGACCAUGAACGCAACGACUGCGGUGCUGUGACCUGUUGUGAGUGGACAUCCUGUUCUGAGACACUUGUACACACUGCAAUGCGUGUUCAGUCAGCACAAACACAUAAACAAAUGUGUAUUUUUGUUGUCUCCUCAUAUAGUAUGGUCAAUUACUGUUGAGUGGUCCAUUCAAAGGGAGCUAUUGCUGCAAAUCAUUUCCACCAUGAACCAGACCAUAGAAGUAUAUCCCACAGUUAGAAAUACAGCCACUCCCCUCUACUAUUUCCAUGCUUGUGAUUCCUCUCUCCAUAGUUCACCUAUGCUCACUGGCAACACCCCUCUUUGUCCCAUAUAGAACCAUGUGGAGGAUCCCAGCGCUAUGGCUUCUGGUGUUACUACUGGCCGCUGAGGUGAGAGAUACUCUUGAAUAUGUGUGUGUGUGUGUUUUUUUGUCAGAUUAGAAACUAUAAAAGGGGCUGUUAAACAUAUCCAAUAGGUGUGCCACUGUGAAGAUGUGGGGACCAUGCUGGCAUCCGAGGAGGUGCCUAACAUCCCUUUGUCGACCACCGUGACCCGCAGCCAGAUCCUCUCAGCUCAGUUUGAGUGCUACCUGAAGAUCAUCCAUGACCCAUCACGCAAUGAAGAUGGUGAGGAACUACACACACAUACAAUAUAGCAGAGUGGAGGAGUGGUAUAGGUCAGAAGAAAAAUAGGGAGAAGGGAAGUGACUACCCUCAGGUCUGAAAGGAGGGAAAUGGUCUUUGUCUCCAAGCUGCCCCUGUAUCUCGAACUCACUAAAUCAUGGCUUUUGAAAUGCUAUUUUGCACUCUAUUUCUGUACAUACAUCUUGGACAACCUUUAUUGUAUUGUUCACUAGGACUGUUUUUUAAAGUGAUCUUUGUUUGCACAUGUAGCUGUUUCUCUCAGCUUUAAUGCAUGUAGACUAUUUUCAAUGUAGUAUAUCAUUAAUUUUGAAGAUACAUGUUAAACAUUUAACAGGUGUUUGCUUUUUUAAAUUUGUUUUUAAUUUCUCUGCUUUUGCAAGACAUUCACAGGAAAUAAGAGACUUGUUUUCAGUUUGUCUUAAAUGCCUCAACACUGUAUUUUAUAGUGAAAGAUUUGUCCCUAGGUUUUUUGAAGUUCUUUGAUCACUAAUAUCACUAACAGAUGUCACUCUAUCUUCAUAUUAUGUCCAUGAUAUAAUAAACAGUUCAGAGAGAACAAAGGCAAUGAACCUAAACAUUUGAAACAUGAAACAGUUGCAUUACUAUAAUACACUGUAAACAGCUGCUCUUCUGUUGUCGCCCCCUGCAGGCAUAUUCUGUAACCGCACGUGGGAUGGCUGGCUGUGUUGGGAUGACUCUGCUCCUGGCACGGCCAUGCAGCUCUGCCCUGAGUACUUUCAGGACUUUGACCCCUCAGGUAAACCAGCCAGCCAGCAACACAUCUCAUUAACAAUCACAAUUCAACUGACUUGAUCUUUACUAAUGAUGCCUUACCUGAAGUGUUUUAUGUGUCCAUUCAAACAGAGAAAGCGACUAAAGUGUGCAACUCGGAUGGACAGUGGUUUCGUCACCCUGAGAGCAACCGUAUUUGGUCCAAUUACACCCAGUGUCAGAUGUACACUAAGGACAAACUGACGGUAUACUUCUAAGCCAACUGGUUAAGUAAUUUUGACAGUGGCUAAGACAUUGUUAUUAGAGUCAAUUUAGUGAUUGUUUUUAAGUUCAACAUCUCUCUAUUGUGUUCAUUUAGUUAAAACCUCUUCAACUCUGAGCGGUUGUUUUGGGCCCAUGUAGCUUAAGUGCUACCCACUCUGUCAAUUCCGGUCAGAAAAUAGAAAGUGACAUAUCUUUCGAAAGCUACAGCACUUGUAUUUUUGGAAAUCUAGCUCAAUUCUUACUGCUGGCGAUGUCAUAAGAAUCCCCCCCAUAGGCCAUAAAUCAUGUGCUAUGGUCAUAUUCAUAGAGUAUGCAAUUUAGGUCAAGAAACCAAAAGUGCAGAAAUGUUGUAUGAAUGGAAAGGGUACACCCUGGUGCUCAUCGUAAUGCAAUGCAUUUCUUUUCCAUCCACAUUUAAUAUAUGUCAUGACCUUGAAUGCAUCCUCCAUAUUCGCUGUUGAUCUAUCUCACUUGUUUCCAAUGGGAAAAAUGAAUGGGAAAAUAACUUUGAAGUUCCUUCACCUGUCUGUGUGUUAAGAAAAAAGAUAACUCUGGGGUAAUUUUAAGAUGUCAGGCUUGAAAAUCCGUUCAGCCAUUUUCACACAGUGAGGUACUACCCAAACCAGAUCAAACCAGACGCCUCUAGUUUCAAGUGGCCAAGUCACAUCAUGGGAUCUUCUAGUGGAGGACCUGGGAAUCUGACAUGAGAUCUGAUUACAUCAGUGAAAAGGUUAUGACUUCAGCUUUCUCCUUCAGAAAUUAUUCAUACCCGUUGUGUUACAGCCUGAAUUCAAAAUGGAUUAAAUUGUUGUUGUUUUUCUCACCCAUCAACACACAAUACCCCAUAAUAACAAAGUGAAAACAUGUUUUUAGAAAUGUUUGCAAAUAUAUUUAAAAUGAAAUACAGAAAUAUCUCACUAACAUAAGUAUUCAGACCCCUGAGUCAAUACAUGUUAGAAUCACCUUUGGCAGUGAUUACAGCUGUGAGUCUUUCUGGUUAAGUCUAAGAGCUUUGCACACCUGAAUUGCACAAUAUUUGCACAUUAUUCUUUAAAAAGUUAUUCAAGCUCUGUCAAGUUGGUUGUUCAUCAUGGCUAGACAGCCAUUUUCAAGUCUUGCCAUAGAUUUUCAAGCCGAUUUUAGUCAAAACCGUAACUAGGCCACAGGAACAUUCAAUAUCCUCUUGGUAAGCAACUCCAGUGUAUAUUUGGCCUUGUGACUUAGGUUAUUGUCCUGCUGAAAGGUACAUUUGUCUCCCAGUGUGUGUUGGAAAGCAGACUGAACCAGGUUUUCCUCUAGGAUUUUGCCUGUGCUUAGCUCUAUUCCAUUUAUUUUCAUACUAGAAAACUCCCUAGCCCUUGCCUAUGACAAGCAUACCCAUAACAUGAUGCAGCCACAACCAUGCUUGAAAAUAUCAAGAGUGGUACUCAGUGAUUUUUUUGUGUUGGAUUUGCCCCCAAACAUCACGCUUUGUAUUCAGGACAUUAAGUGAAUUUCUUUGCCACAUUUUUUGCUGUUUUACUUGAGUGCCUUAUUGCAAACAGGAUGCAUUUUUUGAAUAUUUUUAUUCUGUACAGGCUUCCUUCUUUUCACUCUUUUCAUUUAGGUUAGUAUUGUGGAGUAACUACAAUGUUGUUGAUCUAUCCUCAGUUUUCUCCUAUCACAGCCAUUAAACUCUGGAACUGUUUUAAAGUCACCAUUGGCCUCAUGGUGAAAUCCCUGAGCUGUUUCCUUCCUCUCCAGCAACUGAGUUAGGAAGGACGCCUGUAUCUUUGUAGUGACUGGAUGUAUUGAAACACCAUCCAAAGUGUAACUAAAAACUUCACAAUGCUCAAAGGGAUAUUCAAUGCCUGCUUUUUUAUUUUUACCCAUCUACCAAUUAGUGCCCUUCUUUACGAGGCAUUGAAAAACCUCCCUGGUCUUUGUGGUUGAAUCUGUUUUUGAAAUUCACUGCUCGGCUGAGGGACCUUACAGAUAAUUGUAUGUGUGGGGUACAGUGAUGAGUUAGUCAUUCAAAAGUGCAUGCAACUUAUUAUGUGAUUUGUUAAGCACAUUUUUACUCCUGAAUGUAUUUAGGCUUGCCAUAACAAAGGGGUUGAAUACUUAUUGACUCAAGACAUUUCAGCUUUUCAUUUGUAAUUCAUUUGUAAAAAUAACAACAAAAAAAUCCACUUUGACAUUAAUCGGGUAUUGUGUGUAGGCCAGUGACACAAAAUCUCAAUUUAAUCAAUUUUAAAUUCAGGUUGUAACACAACAAAAUGUGGAAAAAGUCAAGGGGUGUGAAUACCUUCUGAAGGCACUGUAUGCAUAUCAUUCCUGUAAGAAAAAAAUGAAGGCAUGGCUUUUAAACUGUCUGUCUUACUAUAGGAAUUUGCGCAUGUGUCAGCAUUAGGUAAAAGAUAUGACCCAAAAAAAUAUGGUAAAAAACGUAUCCUUUUGUAAUGGUAAUUGGUGACAUAUUUUAUUUCAAACCUAGACUUUAAAAUCACUUAUUUCCCAACAUGGGAACAAUUUGGGAACGUUGUUGAUGUACACCUGUAUCAGAAUCCCACGGUUCUUACAGUACAAGUCAAAAGUUUGGGCACCUACUCAUUCAAGGGUUUUUAUUUAUUUGUACUAUUUUCUACAUUGUAGAAUAAUAGCGAAGACAUCAAAACUAUGAAAUAACACAUAUGGAAUCAUGUAGUAACCAAAAAAAGUGUUAAACAAAUGCCAAGAGUGUGCAAAGCUGUCAUCAAGGCAAAGGAUGGCUACUUUGAAGAAUCUCAAAUAUAAAAUAUAUUUUGAUUUAUUUAACACUUUUUUUGGUUACUACAUGAUUCCAUAUGUGUUAUUUCAUAGUUUUGAUGUCUUCACUAUUAUUCUACAAUGUAGAAAAUAGUAAAAAUAAAGUAAAACCCUGGAAUGAGUAGGUGUGUCCAAACUUUUGACUGGUACUGUUACAAUACUAGGCAUGUGUUUCUAGGACUUUAUGAAAUCUAAAUGUAUCUAAUGAAGGGAGUUUACAUGUUAUGUGUCGCUCAGAAAAUGCCACCAGAGGGUGUCCGAGUUUAACAGGUUAAAGGGAAUUAAUGCUUCCUCUUGCUUCUCCUUUCCCAGUUUGCGUUUAGCUUGUACUACUUAGCCAUUGUGGGACAUGGAUUGUCUGUGGUAUCUCUCAUCAUCUCACUCUGCAUCUUCUCCUACUUCAAGUGAGUCAUGCAUUGUGUCCUCUAUGGACCCACAAGGUUGAGACUGUGCUCUGAAUGUCACUAUAGUGUACCUUUUCACUUUACAUCCUCUAAUCAAAGUGAUUCUGUUUGUAUUGCUCUUCCUACACCCAGAGCCCUCUAUUCUAAACAGAGGUCUUUGGUUGUUCCCUACAUUGCCAACAUUAAUUCACAUUGUCAAAUGAAAGACUGAGCUUUCCUAUGACCCUAUACGAGCCAGUGUAGAUACAGUCACACACUUGUUUGUUUCCUAAGUGUGUCUGUCUGUUCUAAUCCUCCCAUUAGAAGUCUGAGCUGCCAGAGGAUCUCCCUCCAUAAGAACAUGUUCCUGUCCUUUAUCUUCAACUCCAUCUGCACCGUCAUCUGGCUCUCUGCUGUAGCCAACAACCAGCAGCUGGGGGCCAGCAACCCUGUAAGUACUGUGCACCUCUGUCAUCAGGAUGAAUAGCUACUGGUUGAACUCAGUUGGUGAACAUUUUGAGGUUCUACACUCCACAAUGUGUGGAAAUGAGAGCCAGUGACAACUUAAGAAGGUUAGCAUUUUAUGUGCGCAAAAAACAACCCCUGUCCUGAGGGUUCUCCCUGUGUUGUUCUCUGUCAGAUUGGAUGCAAGAUCCUGACAGUUCUGAACCAGUAUACGUUUGGCUCCAACUACUUCUGGAUGCUGUGUGAGGGGAUCUACCUGCACACUCUCAUCAUCGUGGCUGUGUUUGUGGGAGAGCAGCAGCUGUGCUGGUAUUAUGUCCUGGGUUGGGGUGAGUGACUGACUGUGCAUCUUUAUUUUUCACUGUUGUUCAAAUUGCUGUUUCCUGCGCCGCUGUCUGAUAUCAUUGUUGUUUGACCAUCCUUUUCCCCUAGCACAUAAUUACAUUUACAUUUUAGUCAUUUAUCAGACAUCAGGGGUGCCAUGAGAGUUAUGAGAAAUGCCUUUUUUGGGGGGGGUUGUCAGGGGCACUGUGAGAGUUAUCUAAAAUACUCUUCAAAGAGGUAGGGUUUCAGACGUUUUUGAAAGAUGGGCAGGUUCUCCGCUGUCCUGACUUUAGGGGGAAGCUUGUUCCACCAUUGGGCUGCCAGGACAGUGAAUAGCUUUGACUGGGCUGAGUGGGAGCUGCCUUCCCAUAGGGGUGGGAGGGCUAAGAGACCAGAGGUGGCGGAACGAUUGGGAUGUAGUGUUUGAACAUAGCCUGAAGGUAAUAAUGUGCAAUGAGUCUUCUUUGCUUUCAUAUCUCUAUAUCACAUUGAGUGAAUGGAUUGGUAUCAAACACAUGGAAACCACAUGUUUGAUAGACCAUUUAUUCAGUUCCAGCCAUUACUAUGAGCCCGUUCUCCCCAAUUAAGGUGCCACCAGCCGCCUGUGCUUUAUAUCAGUUGUUCUCAAACCUCUCCUCGGGGACCCCCAGUCGAUCCAUGUAUUUGAUAUAUUCCUGAGCUAGCACACCUGAUUCACCUUGUCAACUAAUCAAUCCCUUGAAUAGGUGAAUCAGGUGAGCUAGUUCAGAGCUACAACAAAAUGAUGAAAUGUCUGGGGGUCCCUGCAGGAGAGCUCUAUAUUAUUUAUUAUGUCAUAUCUAUGAAGGCCUUAUGGAAGCUCUUGACAGUCAUGGACUCCUCUGUCUCUCUCCCAGGCUUCCCCAUCAUUCCUGCCAUCACACAUGCUGUGGCCCGUGGGUUCUUCUAUGAUGACAGGUAAUGUGUCACAACUCCCUCUAAAUACAGUACAGCGCAUAUUAGUGGCAGAGAUUGACAUUCUGCGCUGUAUACUGCAUUAGAACAUUAUGUCAGUUACUGAUAUCCCAGUUAAACUCAAUCCGAUUUUUCUGUCUCAGUUGAGCUCAGAUGUGUUUCUUUGUCUCCCAGAUGCUGGAUCAGUUCCGACACACACCUGCUCUACAUCAUCCAUGGGCCUGUUCAUGCUGCCCUACUGGUGAGUCUGCAAUACAAAAACAAACGUAAAACAUUUAUCGGAAAUACCAACCAAAGUGUGUUCUCAAACAGAAUAUUUAUGCUUUUAAUCUAGUAUUGGGUUUGAAUUGCAAGUAGCCAAUUGCUCAUGGAAAACAAUCGAUCACUGAAUGCAAUCACUCAAUUUAAAUCACUCUAUUCCUCCCCUUCCUCUUUUACUCUGUCUCUCCAGGUGAACCUGUUCUUCCUGCUCAACAUAGUGCGUGUGUUGAUCACCAAGCUGCAGGUGACCCACAGUGCAGAGUCCAAUGCCUAUAUGAAGGCUGUGAGAGCCACUCUCAUCCUGAUCCCUCUGCUGGGAGCCCAGUUCAUCCUGGUUCCCUGGAGGCCAGAGGGACGUAAAGCCAGGGCCAUCUACGAGUUCAUCAUGAACAUCUUCGCACAUUUCCAGGUAUGGAUUGGAUGGUGCUGCUCACAGUUCCAUUCUAUACAAACCUAAAUCAAUGUUUGGUAGCAUAGACAUAGACAGUGCCUUACAAAUGAAUAUAAUAACUGUAGCCUACCUACAGUAUGAAUCAUGCAUUCAAAACAUUGGUAUAACCUUUCCACACUCAAUAUUCACUGAAUUACCAUUCUUUAUAGGGACUCCUGGUCGCAAUUAUAUUCUGCUUUUGCAAUGCUGAGGUAAGUGCCAGCAUCUUACAUAGAUGAUUAUUAAGCUCAGUAUACCUAUUACUAUUUACUUUUCUAUUUAAUAAUAGAAUAGUUAUCAUUCAGGAAUUCUUAUAUAUUUGUUUGCCAGUAUUUACUGAGAAUGUUCAAGCUAGCAUUUCUGUUGCUCUUAAACCACUCAGUCUUUGGUUCCAAAGGUACAGGCAUGUCUUAGGAGGAAAUGGGCACAGACUAAGCUGGUGUGGAAAUGGACAGAUUCCUACUCCCACACCAACUCCUCUGUGACCGAGACGAGACGUGCUACAGUUAGCCUGGAGCUCACCGCUCCUGAGGAGAACACCAUCAUUAAGCCAGGUGGUAGUGUGCACUACCAAGCCAAUGGACAGAGUAACGGCAAGCGCUGCACCAAUGGGGAGAUGGACAUGCCCAGGAUCCUGGAGACCACUGACAUCUGAUAGCACUGCACUGUCACUUCCCAUAGGCAUCAUCACAUGAUGCUGUCACAAACAGGCUCACUAAACUCACAGCAUGGCCACAGACAAUUGGUCAGUGCAGAAAACGGGGGCCAUGACCUUUUGUGUCACUGUAAAUGUUGGAUCACACACACGUGGUAAAAAUAUACACACAAAUGUGUACAAGAUACACAUGCAAGCACAAACACAACACAGACGAAAACACAUAAACAGACACCUGAUAAUGAAUGAGCAGCUUACAGGGUCCAGUUGAAACCUUGCAGACAAGUAUUCGCCACCAGAUGUAUAUACAUUUCACUGUAGCUUCUCAUUGUUGCUCAUGUUGGCCUUAGGCACAAGACAUUAUGCAACAAAUCCAGUGAUAAAAUGACCCAAUAAAGAGGGCUAUCGCUGGCAAUGUUUGAUCUUGGCCUUCAACGCUGAUCAGGGUCUGAUGUAAUCAAUUCUUGUUGGCCUAUUGGAAAGUUUGUACAGAAUAGAAGCAUUCAUAUAUUUAGAUUUAGUUUUUCUCACUCUGACACUGCCUAGGCUAUAUUGUAAAGAUUUGGAUCCGUCUUUUUUAUGUCACUUUAAUGAUGUGGAACUUAUUUAAAUGUGUGUUACAUAAGCUUACCUUUUUAGAAACAUGAAAUGACUGCUUAACUUGGCAUAGUUCUGACUGCUGAAUGUUGAGUUCUCAGAGGCAAGUAAGAUGACAGUGUAUAAGGCAUAUAACACAAUGAGGAAAAGUGUGGCUGUGUGCUUUGAAACUUAAACAGGAGAACCUAUGAUUCAGGAUGCCCUAUGUCUGACACAACACUUUUUAUCCAGUGUUGCUUUCUUACGCUUUAACAAAUCUUAUUUAUUGAGUUGCUAUACAUACUCUUUGAAGAAUCAAAGAGGAUACAUGUAUUAUACCACUGAGCUGCAGUUGAACUAUGCAUACUCUGUAUUUGUGUAGUGGGGAGAAUUUACAAUGCAGUGUAUGAAAAACAUUCCACUUUAACUUCCAAAUAAAUGACUAUGUUAUCUGUUUAAGUCAAAAAAAUUAAAUGUUAAUAAAUGUUUAUAUCAUUUAGUUUUGUGCUCGGGUUUUCUUGUCCAUUGAAUUAUGGUUUUGGGGAUAUUUUCUAUAACGUAGGUCCGACUCGCUCAGAAUGUAUUCAAAGAAAUAAACCACCAGGAGUGAAAAGCUUUUGUUAAAAACAGACUCUCUCAUACACUUUAGUUAAACUUGCAAGUCGAAUGGGGAUAUUUCUUGCAAACCAUAAAGAUUACUAUUAAAAAGGGGCUUGUGUUUUUUCCAGACUCUUUUUAUCUUAGGUGGAUGAGGGCCUG